This is a messenger RNA of Mollisia scopiformis, 282 nucleotides long. RefSeq lists its product as uncharacterized. Lineage: Eukaryota; Fungi; Ascomycota; Leotiomycetes; Helotiales; Mollisiaceae. The coding region runs from base 1 to 282 and encodes 93 amino acids. The transcript has 2 exons. The record is from RefSeq and is a predicted model, not a curated record.
AUGCACACCUCCCUCCUCUCCCUCCUCCUAGCAACCACGGCCCUCGCCUUCCACUGCACCAAACCCACCUACUCACCGGCCUGCUGUGAUUCGGUCUACACCUCCGGCGUCAAAGACGGCAAAUUCGAAGGCAAAGAUUGCUACCAAGCCUUCCCAACAUCCUUCGACGUGCCCGUCAACGAAAGGAACUACACCUGCGAGAUCGCCGACACGAUUCCGGGGUGCUGUAAGGGCGAUAAGAAGGAGGAGCGGAGGAGCCAUUGUGUUGGUGUUGUUGUUUAG